Penicillium angulare is the source of this 759-nucleotide messenger RNA. RefSeq names its product putative plasma membrane hexose transporter. The transcript has 2 exons. Gene Ontology annotation, cellular component: membrane. The coding region runs from base 1 to 759 and encodes 252 amino acids. Lineage: Eukaryota; Fungi; Ascomycota; Eurotiomycetes; Eurotiales; Aspergillaceae. Gene Ontology annotation, molecular function: carbohydrate:proton symporter activity. The record is from RefSeq and is a predicted model, not a curated record. Gene Ontology annotation, biological process: carbohydrate transport; transmembrane transport.
AUGGAGAGCCAGGCUGCCGAGACAAAAUGGACAACUUUAGUAAAGACACCUGGCAACCGCAAGAGAACAUUUAUUGCAGUCUGCGUCGGCGCCUUUGCUCAGUGGAAUGGAGUAGCAGUCGUGUCAUACUAUCUCAGCCUCGUUCUCGACACAGUCGGCAUUACAGAUUCGAGUACACAGACACUAAUCAACGGGUUGCUGCAAAUUUUCAACUUCAUUGCAGCUGGCAGUGCCGCUAUGCUAGUUGACCGAUUGGGUCGCCGCACUCUGUUUCUCUGGUCGGCUGUGGGAAUGCUUUUCUCCUUCAUAGUUUGGACUGCCUGCUCGGCAGUCUUCAAUACUACGCAAGCCAAACCUCUCGGUAAUACGGUGAUUGCAUUUGUUUUCAUCUUCUAUUUUCAUUACGAUAUCGCCUAUACGCCAUUACUAUUGGGCUACCCAACCGAGAUUUUCCCCUACUCUUUGCGAAGUAAGGGGUUAACUGUUGAGCUUCUAAGCGUGUACGGCUCACUAAUUAUAUUGGCGUUCGUCAACCCGAUUGCACUUGGUAGCAUCGGGUGGCAUUACUAUAUCUUUUUCUGUUGUUUUGAUGUUGUGGUAUUGGUGGUAACUUGGUUUGCAUUUCCCGAAACAAAGGGUCACUCGCUCGAGGAGAUUGCUCAAGUAUUCGACGGUCCCUCAUUUGCCACCAGUGGAAAUGUUUUCGGCAAGGACCAUGAUACGGUUGAGAAAGCUGAACAUGCUGAGCAUGUCGCGUAA